AUGUCAUUCCCACUCCCACGGGAUGGUUCCCGCUUUAAACCAAACGCCGCUGAAGACCCCAUUCGCGACGGAGACAAAACAAAAAUAACUCAAGCAGACUACGUGAAAUAUUCCGAAGACCAAGAUGAGUGGUUCGAUAAGAAAAUGCGCGAGAGGUGGUUCUAUUUCACUGAGGUACUUCCUAUUAAGACCACGUUCAUCACGUGGAAUGUCGCCGAGAGUGACCCGAGCCAAAUUCCAAUCGAGCACCUCUUCGACGACUCAAAAAUGUUUGUUGUUGUGUUAGAGGAAAUCAAUAUGAGUCUGAGUGGAAUGAUGACUUUUGGUCAAUCGGAACUUUUAAUACAGUGGCAAACUCUCUUUGAAUCGGCACUCCCCAAAAUCCGGAGGUACGACUGCGUCUUCUCUCAACAACACGGAGGACUCGCGAUGUUCAUCUUUUCCUCCCGAGAGGAGUGUUUGACGAUUUGUGAUUUAAAGGUGUCUACGGUGACGCUGGGACAGUUUGGUGUAGUUGGUAACAAAGGCGCUAUUGGGGUUUCUUGUCGAAUAGGGGCGUGCCGAGUGCUAUUUGUAGGGGCGCAUUUUACGGCGGGGGAUGGUCCUGAAAAAUGCGACGAGUGUUACUGGACGACAAGAAAGAAUUUGAAUUUUGAGCUGAGACCCGAGGACCACGAUUAUGAGGUUUGGAUGGGCGAUUUCAAUUACCGACUUGACUUGGAAGAAAGCGGCAUUCGACACCAUUUAAACGACAUUCCGCUACUCUUUCUGGCUGACCAACUGAGUGACUCCGUUGCAAAAUCUAACGCUUUUGCUGGAUUUAUUGAAGCGCCAGUGUUGUUUGGACCGACAUAUCGAUUGGAGAAAGGGACGGACAAGUUGGACUGGAAAAGAAACCCGGCGUGGUGUGAUAGAGUCUUGUUUCGAGUGAGUCAGUUGUAUCAAAUUUCGUUGAGAGACUAUACCAGUCUUAACAUCUGUUAUUCAGACCAUUUGCCAGUGAGGUGCACCACACUAUUAAAACCACGUUUUGUGAAUGAAAAGUUGAUGAAAGAGUCGUGGAAGGAAAUACUGGGGUUAGCGAAUAAGAUAUCACUGACACUUGUUCCAGUAUUUAAAGUACAAAAGGUGGUUGAAAUUGGUGAAAUUCGCCCCUAUCAGAAGGAUUUGAUUUCAAUUCCAAUAACAAAUUGUGGAGGGGUGGACUUUGAGUAUAUUGUCAAAUUUAUAUCGAUGGAAGACGGCACUGAAAUGGAACCGCAGUGGAUUACUGUAGCAAAACGACGAGCUCUUGUGAAGACAAAAAACACAGAAAAUAUAGAGGCAGUGGUGAUGAUGACUGCGGAGAAUGUCAGAAACAUCAGAGAAGGAAAACAAUUCAUUAUUCAGGUAUCCGUGUUAAAUGGCCCGUCGUCGUUCAUCGAAGUUGUAUACACAACAAAUGAAACUUCUUUUGGGUUGAGCCCAGAAGAACUUAUUAAGCACCAAGAACCAUUUCUAAAAUUUCCAUCCACAGAAGCGUGCGGGACUCAUAAGGUCCCCAAAGAAAUAUUGAGUUUUGUCAACGUUUUGGACAGUAACAAAACUAGCAAAACACUCUUCACGACGAUUCCUUCAAAUACAAAUAUCGAUUUUUAUCAGUCAAUAUUCCUUUCCGUUGAUGCAAUGAAGGGACUGGGCUUGUAUGAUGUCAAUUUGUUAAGUGAAGCAUUCCUCAUUUAUUUGAGGGCAUUGGGGCAGUUAUUCACUAUGUCUAUUUUCAUGGUGAAUGACAUCGAUGUGCUUGAUGAAAAUUGUAGCGAGACAAAUAGGCGGGUGCUUCGUGUCGUCAUUGCGUUAUGUAAAGAGAUUGCAAUUGAAGGGCAGAAUGGCAAGAGUUUGAAGGAGUUGCUUGGUACUAUUGUUGAGUACAUGUCAAUUGGGAAGACAGAGCAAACAACUGAUGAAGAAAUUGUGUUGUUGUUGCUUACGUAUUCUCAAAAAGUGAAAACGCUUCAAGAAGAGCUUGAGUGA
Messenger RNA from Entamoeba invadens IP1, 2013 nucleotides. Its product is annotated as phosphoinositide 5-phosphatase, putative. Lineage: Eukaryota; Evosea; Mastigamoebida; Endamoebidae. The record is from RefSeq and is a predicted model, not a curated record. Gene Ontology annotation, molecular function: phosphatidylinositol-4,5-bisphosphate 5-phosphatase activity; phosphatidylinositol-3,4,5-trisphosphate 5-phosphatase activity; inositol-polyphosphate 5-phosphatase activity. Gene Ontology annotation, biological process: phosphatidylinositol dephosphorylation. The coding region runs from base 1 to 2013 and encodes 670 amino acids. The transcript has a single exon.